UUCCACGAAAGAAUCUGGAUGUUAUGAAGGAGGCAAUGGUUCAGGCAGAGGAAGCGGCUGCUGAGAUUACUAGGAAGCUGGAGAAACAGGAGAAGAAACGCUUGAAGAAGGAAAAGAAAAGGCUGGCUGCGAUUGCCCUGGCGUCUUCAGAAAACAGCAGUAGUACCCCAGAGGAAUGUGAGGAGACAAGUGAAAGACCCAAAAAGAAGAAAAAGCAAAAGCCCCAGGAGGCUCCUCAGGAGAAUGGAAUGGAAGACCCAUCUGUCUCCUCCAAACCCAAAAAAAAGAAAUCUUUUUCCAAGGAGGAGCUGGUUAGGAGUGAUCUUGAAGAGACAGCUGGCAGUGGAAGUCUUCCCAAGAGGAAGAAAUCUUUCCCCAAAGAGGAACCAGAUAGUGACCCUGAGGAGUCAGGAAACAAGAGGGUCCCCAAGAAAAAGAGGAAAUUCUCUUCCAAGGAGGAGCCUCUCAGCAGUGGACCUGAAGAGGCUGCUGCCAGCAAGAGCAGCAGCUCCAAGAAAAAGAAAAAAGCUCCGAAAGCUAUCCCAGGAAAAUUAGAAUGGACAUUUCCCUAG
This is a messenger RNA of Balaenoptera acutorostrata (minke whale), 572 nucleotides long. Its product is annotated as nucleolar protein 56-like. Bases 24 to 572 code for a protein of 182 amino acids. The transcript has a single exon. The record is from RefSeq and is a predicted model, not a curated record. NCBI's taxonomy places the organism in Eukaryota, Metazoa, Chordata, Mammalia, Artiodactyla, Balaenopteridae.